Messenger RNA from Meira miltonrushii, 5302 nucleotides. RefSeq lists its product as uncharacterized. Bases 287 to 5179 code for a protein of 1630 amino acids. The record is from RefSeq and is a predicted model, not a curated record. NCBI's taxonomy places the organism in Eukaryota, Fungi, Basidiomycota, Exobasidiomycetes, Exobasidiales, Brachybasidiaceae. The transcript has a single exon.
CCUAUCCCCUAUUCUCGACUAAUAUCUUCUUCCUAAUCAUCCUUUCACGAUCAUUUCAAUCAAUCAAUUCCUCCGACAAUCUCAAAUCCGACAAAGUCUUGAAAGGUUCAUCCGAAUCUAUAAGGCUCAAAACGUGCUGGAGAAUUGCUUGUGAAUACCUUUUCCGCUUUUUUGGUUGCUCUUGCUUUUGUUGCAUAUCAUCCAUAUCCAUAACGACAAACAAAGGACUGAUGCAUUUUCACAAAAGAAGGUAAAGCUUUCAAUCCCCUCCACCCCAUCUUGAAAGAUGGCGUCUAGCGUCCGGGCCAAAGCGGCCAUGUUUGCCAACUUGGGCAACAACGGAAGCGGGAAUAGCGCAAGUAAUUUAGGAGGAGGUCAAAGUGUAUACAAUAAAUAUGCUUAUCCUUCCGGUAGUUCAUCUUCAUCUUCAGCCACAAUUUUGGGUAAUAGUGCAAUCGUAAACACUUCUUCAUCAUCUGCAAUUCAACUGCCUCCAACCUCUUCCGCUUCGACAUCCGAUCCUUCCAUCUCUCAUCCGAUCAAUGCUCCUUUCUAUCCAAAAGUUUCGGCUGGCUCAUCGAAUACUCCAACUCGAAAGCCAGUCGGCACAAUGACGAAACAAGAGGAACCUCCUUCGCCUUACACUGCAGCAAGACUAAGGGCGAACUCCGCAAAUGCAAAGAAUCAAGCAUCCAAAUCUGUACCAUCGCAAGGAGGGCCAUCCGAGCAGCCUUCGCUACUUUCAUCGAGAAGGAAGCAGGUAGAUCGAUUAGAUGUUACUGAUCAAAAGCCAACCAAGGCCGAUGCCGGCAAGCUUAGCACGACAAAUGGCGACACAACAGCAUCCGCUUCUCCUCCUUUACUACCCAUCAAGCCUUAUCCACCAAAAUUGUCAGCCGGCGCUCCGCAAACACCUUUUGCACUGAAUUUUCCAUCUUCCGCCAAAAGUGAAACUCCUUCGGCAAUUGAGAAAGAUUACAGUCAUGGCACAUUUGCACGUCAACAAUCUCGCAUUCCGCGCUUAUCACAAAAUAGAUCUCUCGGUGAAAGAAGUUUAGGUGCUUCAUCGAAAAAGAUGGAAGAUGGUCAGGAUUCUACUCUUACAAAAGAUUUGUCCAGAGAGUCUGUCUAUAGCACAACAUCCAGCUUAGGUGUUUCAGCAAAUGUGGUGGUUGCGACUGCGAAUGCUGUCAGCAUACAAAGGAUGGCCAAUCCGGCAAGAACGAUAGCAAGUAAUGCUACAGCAGCACAGUCAAGACCUACAAAAGCCGCACAAGGACCUAGUGUGGAUAAAGGAAUAGGUGUGAAAACUAGAAGGAAGAGUCGUGAAUCUACAAGUAGCGAAAAGAGACGACCAAGAAGCAAUCGUAACAGCAGUGCUCCAUCCGAGAAAGCUGCUAAUGUGAGCAUGACGUCCAAUUCAGAUCAGGGGCAGAAUGACAAAAAGAUAGGGGUCAGCAGUGUUAAUAAUGACGAUUCGAAAUCGAACGAGAAACCGACAAAGCGAUCGCUUACGGCUACGCCUCGCUUCCCUACGGCCAUGCAAGAAGGCUUGGGAGCAAAUCAUAAAAGUCAUAAUGAAGAAAGGUCUGGCUCGACUUCAACAAAGAAUAAUAUGGAUCGACUCACGCCUUUGGAUAUCCCUCGUGCCAAUCGCACAAUCUCAGGCCAGAGCAAUCAAUCGAUAAGCUCAGUGUCUUCAGCAAUCUCUGAUUCCAAUCUGGAUGGAAUGAGCGGAAAAUACAGUUUAUCACCUAGUGGAAUAAGUGCAACUUCCCUUUUAGCAAACGAAAGUUUGGAUCCUCUAAGUGAAACGUGGGGCCGAAAUUCGAAUUUAUCAGGUCAAUCAACUGAUUUAGAGGAAAGACUCCUGUCGAUUACCGGUAUGAGGUUUCCUCAUGAUGAAACGAAAUCGGUCACGACAACAGAAAAAGAUUUCAAACUCACGAUUGAUGCGCCCAGUGAAAAUGGCGGCGCCGAAAGAGGUAAACUUGGCGCAACGAAAACACUCGAAAUGAAAAAGAUUCUGUCAAAGAUGGGAGACAGAGUAGCAUCUGCACGAUCUGGAUCUUCUCCUGGAAUAUCUACCUAUGAUCUUGCUAAUGGAAUUCCUUUGCAAAGGGCUACUCAAAGUACUUCACCCUUGACACCAAAUUCGCAAACUGGAAGCGCCUUCAAGAUGGCAACGCCAAUUACAAAGGAUGCAUUGCUAAUGGAGUUGCUGGCAUCCAUGUCAUUGGUGGAUGCGCAAUCUUUCAAAGCUUUGGGUUCUUUGGAAGAUGUUGAAAUACUGAAGAGAAAUCUCACUCGUGUCGAACGUGAUAUUGGUGAUGUUCAAUUGAAGCUCAAAGUACAUAUUCGAGUACGUGAUGCUGCAAACAAGGUUCGCAAAGCCUCGGCUAGACCAAGAAACGGCAGCGGAAGUCAUGCUCAUUCGGCAAGCAUCAGCAGUGCAGUCAAUACUCCUAUCACACCGUCCUUUUCUUCAACAACAAUGAAGGAUAGUUUCGGUAAUCAUUCUAGAAGGAUAUCCUCUAGCAGUACAAGUGCCGGUGUAACACCUAGCGAUGUCCAACAAUCCGAAGCAGAUGCUGCUGCUGCAACGAAAAAAGUCGAUCAUAUCUCUCGAAAAUUGUUAGAAUUACAUGCGGAAGCGGCAAAGUUGAGAAGACAAUUACUCGAACAUCAUGCCAAAAUUCUUGCGACUCGAAUCGAAACGCUUGAAUCUUCUUUACAACAGCAUGAUCAACUUCGUCAGCAGGAAGACGACAAAGAGGAAGAGUCUAAAGUGGGUGCACUUCUUGCUGCUGAUGAAUUGGACCGUCUACGUGAUAAGCAUGCCAGGGUUGAGCAGGCUUUGAAGCAUGAACAAGAAGAUCGUCAAAAAGAGAUUGAAAGAUGGCGUAAGAAGUAUGACGAAGAUACUCAACUGCUCAAAAAUCAACAUAAAACUCUUCAAGACGAUCAUUCGCGGAAUAUCAAACAGCUACAAGAUCAACAUUCAAAACACUCGACAACGGCAAACAAGACGCAGCAGAGCUUGGAAGAACGGAUUCAUUCACAAGACAAAGAGCUAGAAGAGCGUCAAAAAAAGUAUGAAGAACUUCAAAGGCAGAUGGAACAAUUGGACUUCGAGACAACUGCAGAAAGAAACAUCAUGAAUCAACGUCAACAGCUAUUCAGUGCAUUCGAACAACGUUUAGAACGUGCUGAGAAACGUUUGCGUGAACAAGAUGAUCGAUGUGCACGGAUGCUUGGAAAAGCGGAAGGCCGAGAAGAGAUGGAUGAUCUCUUGAAUCAGAUCAAAUACGGAACUUCUGGAGCACCAAAGAAAGAAAAGACUGCCGGUCAAGAUAUUGAUGGCUUGAUCGAUAGUCUCACCACACAUAUCAAUGAUAUGGAAGAUGAAUUGGAAAGAGCAACGAUGAACGGAUUACGUGGUGAUGCCGGCGAAAGUGAUGGUGAAGGACAACAACGAUCAGCGCCAAGAGGAAUGUCUUCUUAUGAUAGCGAUUAUGCAGAUACGAUUGAAAAGCUCAACGGAGAAUUGCACGGUGCUCAACGUGAAGCUGAAGAAUGGCGUAUUCAAGCAGAAAGUGCAAAGAGACGGUUGGCAAACAUUCAACGUCAAAGUGCGAUCAGUAUGACGUCCACCACGAAUGGAAGGCUCAGUGUUACCGGUUGGAAUGCUGGUCAAUCAUCGUACGGAAGUGGAUUCGCUGGAAGAAGACCUUCUAAUGGAACAUCAACUUUGAUGCGAUUAAGUGGACCUUCGAGAUCCGCAGCUGAACUUGAGGCACGCAUCACAUUGUUAGAAAGAAGGAAUGCCGCUCUGGAGGCUGAGCUAUCUCAUGCACGCGAGGAAGGUACAUCUAUCGAUACAACACCAGAAUCUCUGGGAAAAGAGAAUUCCUCGUUCACCAAAGUUGCUGGAAAUGCAGAUUCCGCAUACAAUAGCAUGAAAUUGCGAAGUCCUAAAUCAUCAAGUGGCUCUACCGAUUUGUUCACGAAGACGGUUGGUACUUUGCUAGAAUUGCUACCAGCAUUGGAUCAAGGUACAACCGACCUGCACGAAAUUCAGGAGGAACUAGAGUCCAUGCCGCGUAAUGAAGGUAUUGACACGAAACCUUCAAAUGCCAAAGAGAUUUGUCGAAUCGUUGUCGAUCGUACGAGAGCUGCAUUGUCUGUUAGUCGCAGCUUGGUCGGCAAAUUGUUGGCAUUGGAGAUGGAGAAACGAGAUAUGGAAGAAGAAUUGGAAGCCGUGCACGGCGAACAUGAAGAAAUGAAGGUAGCAAUGGAAGAUAUGCGAAACGGACAUGCAAGUCAAAUGCAAAUCAUUGAAGCAAGUAAGACGAGAGAACAACAAUUGCAAACUGCAUUGAGUGGAUUGGAAGUCGAAUUGGAAGAAACACGAAAACAGAUGCGUCAACAGCUUGCAUCUGCUCAAACAAGUCUCACACCCACUUCAGCUACAAUGCAAACCAGUCCUUCUCUUGCUUCGAUGAUCAACAGUCAAGCUAGCCACAUCGUACCAUUACAGCAAAGACGUAACAUCAUGCCUGUGCACAAGGGUUCAACUAUGCUCGUUGCUCCUUCCAAUGCAAGCUCAAACGGACAAUCGCCAUCUUCAAUGAGAGGAACGACGGCACUGCCUGUUAAUCCACCUUUGGUAUCGCCUUCUUCAAGUAAAUUUUCACUUUCAUCUACACUUCAAACCACAUCCACACCCGCACCAUCUCAUCCUGCUUGGUCGCCUUCCGUUGCUGGCAAUGGAACAGCGAUGAAUUUGAGCGAAAUAACACCUUCAAAGCCAUCCUCGAUUCCCAAGCGAACGAGAACGGAUACGAUGGCAUCAGGCGCAACACCACGAACGAUGAUGCUGGGAAUGGGAACGAGCGAGAUGAUGGAAAGAAUACGAUCGUUAGAAGCUGAUUUAGCCUAUGCAAAAAUUCAUUCAAAUCGUUCAAAAGCCGAAGAAGUUGAACGUGGUGAAAUGGAUGAACGUUUGAUCGCUCUGCAGAACGAAUUAGAAUCAAAUCGAAUGGAAAUGGAAGAAAUUCGAAACGUUGAAAGUCGUCAAAGGAUCGAUUUAAUGGAAGAAUUGACAAAUUUAACAACUGAAUUAAGUGAUGCUCGUGCUCAAUUACGUCAACGAAAUGAUCCGAUCAGAAGGCGGUAGAAGGGGUGGCCUACCUACUAUAACUUGUACUAUAAACUUACUUUAUGCAUUAUCAGAUACCUUUUUUUGCUUGUACUAUUUUGCUAUUUAUAUUAUCAUAUUUCAUUAAUCAAUGAAUGCAUC